AACAAAGCGAACUUAAAUCCCUAAAAAAAUCGGCGUUGCAUCAAUGUGUGAAAGAAAAUGAAAAGAGGAACGACAACGAAAGAUUAGAAGAUUUUGAGAAAUGGAGCAGGAGGAGGACCGAUUAUCGAAUCUACCGAUAAUCAUUCUUCAUCACAUUUUGUCGAGUUUGCCAGAGAAAGAUGUGGCUAGGACAAGUGUUUUGUCCAAAACUUGGGCAAAUACACGGUUUACUUUUUCUAAAUUAUCCUUUUCUGAUGUUAAAUUCAGAGGUUGGAUUCCCCAAUCAAAGGAUGAUUUUGAAAGGAAGAGAAAAAAGUUUAUUGAUUAUGUGACGAGAACAUUGUCAAGGUUUUGUGAUCGAGGAUUGACUAUCAAAGAAUGUAAGAUUACAUUGAACCAUUUUGAGCUUCAUUGCAUGUCAAAGGAUGUUAAUUUUUGGUUGAAAUCGACAAGUGAAAGUGGUGUUGAAGUACUAGAACUUUGUUUGCCCAGUGGUCCCAACCAUGACGAGGAAGGUCAUGACGAAUGCUAUGUAUUACCGAUGGGUGUAAUUGAAGCAAAAUCACUUACCAAGUUGGUAUUGAUGGGGGGAAUCAGAAUUGAUCAAGCAUUCAUGCAUCAGUCAAUUAAGUUUUUUUCGUUGAUAGUAUUGUCAUUGUGGGAAGUCCUUUUGGGAAAUGAGCAUGCAAUUGAACAUCUCAUUUCUUGUUGUCCUUUGAUUGAACAUAUAACUUUGAAUCGUUGUUUGGUGUUGAGCCUUGGAGGCGGCACAAAACUCAUGAAGUGUUUGAGCAUGCUUGGUCUACCAAAGCUCAAGACAGUUGAUGUUCAAGGAAUACAAGAGGUUUAUGUCGAUGCCCCAUGUCUUGAGAAUCUAUACUAUUGUCAUGAUGUUUUGGACGCACCAUUUAAGAUUCAUUUUGAUAGCUGCAGAAAUUUGAAAGUGGUAUACUUGUCUAAUUUGAAGGGUAAUACUAUAACAAAUGAAUGGUUUCUUGAUUUGUUUUUGAAAUUCCCUUUCCUUGAGAUAUUGAAAUUUGCCAAUUGCACAAUGUCUGAGACGAUUAAUAUUUCAAGUGUUCAACUUAAGGUGUUGGAGUUAUCUCAUUGCCUUAACUUGAAGGAGGUUAACAUUGAUGCUCCAAAUCUAUUGUCAUGUACAUACACAAUUGGCGUUGUUGAUGGUUUAGAACCUGUUAUGUCUUUUGUAAGAAGUUCUAGUAAACUGGAAGUUGAUGUUGAGAUCUACAUUCAUUAUAUGGAACUUGGUUACCUGAAAGAAUUUCUCCAAAACAUUAAACCUGAAAAUGUUUUGGCAUCACUAUCACUAUCUCUAUUCAUCUACGGGAGAGUAGAGGAUGGACGGAACCCAGUCUUUCAAGUUUCAUCCCCUCCACCAAGCAUUAAACACUUGCAUCUACGCUAUUUUCCAAAACAUUAUACUUUGUUUUCGUCUCUUCUAAGUAUCAUACUUUCAAAAUGUUGCUCUACAACUAUAUCUAUGAGCUUGCAUCCUUGUUGCAGCAAAGAAUUCCUUAAGUAUUUUUUCUACGAGACACUAAUGAGAAGAAAAGACGACGAUUGCGUUUGCGGUUCUAGUGAUACCAAGUGUUGGUGGCAUGGCUUGAAGGAUUUGAAAGUCUCAACUUCAAAGAAAAUUGAUGAGAAUGUUGAUUUUAAGACUUGGUUAGAAUCGUGGACAGAAAUUCCCAAUGAGGACAUUAUCUUUAGACUAAAAUUUUAA
Messenger RNA from Medicago truncatula (barrel medic), 1744 nucleotides. Its product is annotated as putative F-box/FBD/LRR-repeat protein At1g78760. The coding region runs from base 101 to 1744 and encodes 547 amino acids. The record is from RefSeq and is a predicted model, not a curated record. Gene Ontology annotation, molecular function: protein binding. Lineage: Eukaryota; Viridiplantae; Streptophyta; Magnoliopsida; Fabales; Fabaceae. The transcript is spliced from 4 exons.